CUUGUUUAUUUCUUUGGGUAUCUUCGUUAUCGUCUUUUUUCUUUCUCCGUUCAACAUCCUCUUAGGGUUUUCACUGUUGCACUCAGCUUUCAGCGCCGCUCAUACAUACCACUUCCGUUCACUUCAUCGCAACAUUGCUUCAUCAAGGGCUGCUAUUGUGUUUUCUUUUGAACGAGACUGUCGUUGUGGUUGCUGUAAUAUUAGGUGUGUUUGUCAAAUUUAUGGUUAAUGGUACUAGUCGGGAAUGUCUAACAAUCUGGUUUCAGAGCCUAUGCCCAGUAUGCAAAUGGCUCGGUUAGAGCCGCUUAUGAACAAGAUUGAUUCGUCAGGGAGACAGAUGGAAAUGGGGAUUUUGGUUCCUGUGUCCAGUGAUAUUGUUUCACAGCCUAUGGGGAGCUCAAAUGAACAUGUUGGGUUAUUGAGAGCUGUGCCUGGUGAAUCUAGGUUUCAGGGCAUGCCCCUUUCGACCAUGCAGAGUGGACGAGUAGAAGCACAACCGAGUAAUCCAGGAAUGCAUCAAAUUCUUUCCGCAAACCGACAGUCCAUGCAAAUGGGGAGGCUUCCAAAUAGCGCAGGGCCUCAGCAGCAGCAGCAGCCAACAACUCCCAAGCGCAAGGCGCCAACAGAACUAUCAUCCAGUAGUUCCUUUAACAAGCGUGUUGCACAAAUGGGAAACAGACCUUGGUUGCAGCAAGUACCUAAUGCAUCAAAUAGAGGUUCUCUGCAGAUGCAAUCCCCGUCAAAUGCCUCCAGGACACAGCAUUCGGCAGCUUCUAGUAAGAGAAAAACACAGUUGGAUAGCACUUCCGGUAAAGCCGGUACACCUCGGUCUGUGAAUUCUAAAAGUCAGAAUAGCCAGAUAAAGCAGUCCUCCAAGGCGCAAACUGAAUCAUCUGAAAGUGUUAGGUCCAAGAUGAGAGAGUCAUUAGCUGCUGCUCUGGCCUUGGUUUCUCAACAAGGUAAACCGCAGAUUCCAAAUAAUAAUAGACCAACUGAUGAUGCUACCAAUACUCAAGGUAAAUUAGAGAACAACUCUCAGUGUUCCGGAUCAACACCUACAUCCAUCAAUGCUCCACUGGAGCAAAGUAUUUCUCAAUCAGUUAAUUCCUCUUUUGCUGAGGUUGAUUCAGUUGGCCGGGUGGAGACAGAGCACAUGCAGAGUACAUCAUUCAAAGAAGAUUUUCCUGAAAAAUACAAGGACUAUGAAGCAGGAUCCACAAAUGCAUCAAACAAUGAAAGCAUACUGACUUCUAUGCAAGUCUUGAACUGUGAUAAGCAAGAUUUCCAGUCAUGUUACACUUUGACUACUGAUGAUGUUCCUUUUAGUGACAGUUUCUUUAUGAAAGAUGAUCUUUUGCAGGGAAAUGGUCUUUCCUGGGUAUUAUCUGAUAUGGUGGACGUGGGAAAUCAAAGGGAAAGUCAAACUAAUAUAGAGCAGAGAUCAGAACCUGAGGAAAAAGGUGAAGGUUGCAGGGAGGAGGCCCCUUUACCUGAACUUUUGGCAUCAAAAAUAGAAGCAGAACUCUUUAAACUAUUUGGAGGUGUGAAUAAGAAGUACAAAGAGAAAGGGAGGUCGCUUUUAUUUAAUUUAAAAGAUCGCAACAACCCUGAACUUAGAGAAAGGGUUAUGUUUGGUCAAAUUCCUCCUGAACAAUUAUGUUCCAUGACUGCAGAGGAACUUGCUUCAAAAGAGCUCUCUCAGUGGCGUAUAGCCAAGGCUGAGGAGCUUGCUCAAAUGGUGGUUUUACCUAAUUCAGAUGUUGAUUUUAGGCGUUUGGUCAAGAAGACUCAUAAAGGUGAGUUUCAAGUGGAAGUUGAACAUGAAGACAACGUAUCCAUUGAGGAGGUUUCAGGUGGCACAAACUCAGUGGCUAGAAGCCAAACAGCAAAAAGGGAUGUGGAAGGCACUUCUUCAAAACCUGAUGUGAACAGUGAUGCUGAGAAGCGCAAUUUACAGAAGGAUGAUACAUUUUCCAUUACCAUUUCGUCCACUGAUGGCACCGAUCCCAUGCAGGGCCUUAUGACUGAUGAUGCCUUGAAGGACCCUGAUUUUCUUCCACCAAUUGUCUCUCUUGAUGAAUUCAUGGAAUCUCUUCAUUCUGAGCCACCGUUUGAAAAUUUACCUCUAGAAACUGGGAAAGUGACACCUGCUUUAGACAAGGAUGAUUCAGGGGUUGGAUCUAAAUCAAAAUCUUCUGAUUUAACUCCAAAUGAGCAAGCCGUUGUCACACCUGAGAAGUUUCCAAGCACACGUGUAACUUCAGAUGCUGAAAAGGAGAAAAAGGCUGAUGCUGAAUCUGGGACCAUUUCUUCUGAUACGGCGGGAUACAGUGGGAGUCAAGCUGACAUGAAGUCAACUGAUGAUCGUACCAAGGAAAUGUCUAUUGAUAAUGCGAAGCCUGCACCCAGCGAUACUGAUUUCAAAGGCAAUCAGUCUCAUGCCGAAGGGCGAUACGGUAAUGAUAAUAAAUACAUGAAGGAUGCAGUCCCCACUAAGGGUGAAUGCCUUUGGGAGGGAAUGCUUCAACCCAAUAUAUCUACCACUCAGUCUGUCAUAAGCUUCUAUAAGAGUGGCGAGAAAACUGCUGCUAAAGACUGGCCUGGGUUUCUCGAGAUCAAGGGAAGGGUUCGACUAGAUGCAUUUGAGAAAUUUCUUCAAGAUCUUCGAUUGUCUAGGAGUCGUGCAAUCAUGGUUUCACAUUUCCUUUCCAAGGAGUUGGACGAGCAAUCAACUCUCCGUGAGGUGGCUGAGUCGUAUAUUUCGGACGAGAGAGUAGGAUUUGCAGAGCCUGUGCAUGGAGUAGAACUUUACUUUUGCCCACCUCAUAAGAAAACAGUUGAAAUGCUGAGCAACAUACUUCCAAAGGAACAAAUUGAGGCAGUUAAUUCUAUUGAUAAUGGUCUAAUUGGUAUUAUUGUAUGGAGAAAAACUAAUUUAACUUCGUCUAUAUCACCCACCACUGCUACUCACCACAAACACAGCUCUAAAAGACAACAAUACUUGAGUAGGAGACAGCAAGAUAUAAAUGUGAAUGCCAAUUCCACCCAUAAAGCAGUACCCCCUACGGACCUUAAGACCACUGAGAAUGAGAAUGAUGACGAUGAUGAUGUUCCUCCUGGAUUUGGGCCACCGGCCGCCCGAGUCGAGGAUGACCUGCCGGAGUUUAAUUUCUCCAGUAGUUCGAUUCCACCACACUUGGCCCAAAAACCAAAGGAACUAUCAAAUAUGGUUGCAUUACAUUCGGUUAACCCAGCCCCACCACCUGCACGACCUGUAGAACAAAUGAGAGAACUUGUGUACAAAUAUGGGCAAAACAAAGCAAGUGCACCUUCUUCAGUAAACUGGCAGGAUAAAUUUGGGGGAACCAUUCAACCCUGGAAUGAUGAUGAUGAUGACAUACCUGAAUGGCAGCCCCAAACAUCCCAGAAUCAGUUUCUUCCCCAACAGACAAUGCAUAACUUUCAUCUUCGACCGCACAUUGUGAAUCAAUCAUUACCGGGUUCACAACAACAGCCUAUUAUGACACCACAAUAUCUGCAACCCCCGAUGAAUGUGACUCAUACCCAAAGAAAUUUUGACCCUCAAUGGCUUCCUUCUCCCCAGGCUACCAACCUUCCCCCAAGAGGUCCACCGCCCUACGGAGCGCCUUCGCAAGGCACUACCUGGCCUCAAAAUGUCUCUAGAACUAGUAGGGGAUUUUAGUUUCUUUUGCAGUCUUUUAAUUUUGUAAUGUCUUUCCUAUCUGUAGUAUGUAAGCUUAUUGUAAGGUCUCGUGCUAUUUUUUUUGUAGCAUCACCUCGAAGAUUAAACAAAUGACCAUUUUUCUCCUGUUUCUGUUUGC
This is a messenger RNA of Vigna unguiculata (cowpea), 3842 nucleotides long. RefSeq lists its product as uncharacterized. The record is from RefSeq and is a predicted model, not a curated record. Gene Ontology annotation, cellular component: nucleus. Lineage: Eukaryota; Viridiplantae; Streptophyta; Magnoliopsida; Fabales; Fabaceae. Gene Ontology annotation, biological process: DNA-templated transcription.